CCAGCCUCUGCUUAAUUGCACUAUCUCGGAUCUGAAGGAAUUCAUUUCCCAAUGAACCCUUCCAUUGUUCUUUUCCUCUCCACUGUCCUUCACCUCCUCCUUCUCCCAACCACCGCUGCGGUGUCACCCUACACUCCCACCUAUUCUGUCCUGCUUGACUGUGGCUCAGUCUCCAACACCACCGAUACCUCCGGACGAAACUGGGAGGGCGAUGCCCACUCCAAAUUCACUCUCUCCAACACCGCCCUUAACUCUUCUUCAACCUCCACCGCCACCUACCAAGAACCCACCGUUCCUACAGUCCCCUACGUAACCGCCCGCAUCUUCCACUCCCCAUUCACCUACACCUUCUUCGUCACCGCCGGUCCCAAAUUCCUCCGCCUCUACUUCUACUCCAACACCUACUCUGGCCUCGACCCUACUCAAUUCUUCUUCUCCAUCACUUCCAAUCACUACACUCUCUUAAGCAACUUCAGUGCCUUUUUAACGGCUAUUUCAAUCGAUCAAGGUACUUCAUUCGUCAAAGAAUUCAUCAUCAACAUCGAAGAUAACCAAACGCUUCUUAACAUAACCUUCUCACCAUCUCCAAACUCUUAUGCUUUCAUUAACGGUAUCGAGCUGGUUUCGAUUCCGGACAAUCUCUACGGACAUGGCAAUAAUCAACCCAUCACACUCGUGGGUGCAGAUUACUUCUAUUAUUUUGAUAACAACACUGUUCUUGAAACCCUUUACCGGUUAAACGUUGGUGGUGAUGAUUUCGGCGAUGACACCGGCGUGUUUCGGACUUGGGAUAAAGAUGACAUGUAUAUAUAUGGUGCUGCUGUAGGGUUUAGACCUCAUAGGUAUGUUCCGAUCCACUACACUUGGAAAACACCGGCUUACACUGCACCCGAGAUUGUUUAUACUUCGGCAAGGACAAUGGGCGACCAAAGUCUUACCUAUAAUUUGACGUGGAUUUUUACUGUUGAUUCUGGGUUUGAUUAUCUUGUAAGACUUCAUUUCUGCGAGUUUAUGGUGGACGUGACUAAACAAAAUCAGAGGGUGUUCACUAUAUAUCUUAACAAUCAAACGGCUGAGGAAAAAGCUGAUGUGAUUUUCUGGAGUGGUGGCAAUAAUAUUCCGGUUUACAGAGACUAUGUCGUACGGGUCCCUGAAGUUGAUGGUCGCCGGAGCAAACAGGGCUUGUGGCUCGAGAUGCACCCUAACAUGGCUGACAAACCUGCCUUCAAUGACGCGAUUCUGAAUGGUUUGGAAUUGUUCAAAUUGAAUCAAUCAGACGGUAGUCUCGCCGGGCCUAAUUCUUAUACAGCCGAUACACUCAACCCCACCCCAAAGUUGUCAGGAUCAACUAGAAGCUGGCUGAAGAUUGUAGUAGCGGGUGUGGCUGGACUUCUAUUAGUCUCUAUUUUGGUGAUACACUACUUUAGAAGAACAUACUUAUGGAGGAAGGAAACAAAGAAUGAUCAAAACGUCGAGGCAUUUUUUAGGAAUUUUGACUCCCAUGUUCCAAAGCGGUAUAGUUAUUCAAAUAUUAAAAGAAUGACCAACUCAUUCACAGACAAAUUAGGCCAAGGGGGAUAUGGUGUCGUGUACAAAGGGAAGCUAUUAGUUGGUGACCAGCUAGUGGCAGUGAAAGUCCUGAGCGAGACCAAGGGUGAUGGUGAGGAAUUUAUCAACGAAGUUGCUACCAUUAGCAGAACUUCCCACGUCAAUGUAGUCACUUUUUUAGGUUUCUGUUAUGAGAGAAACAAAAGAGCUCUAGUUUAUGAGUUCAUGAGCAAUGGAUCUCUCGAUAAGUUCAUCUACAGUGAUGGAUCUCCAAAUUCAAACUAUCAUUUAGAUUACAAAGCAUUGUAUCAAAUUGCAGUUGGUGUUGCUCGAGGACUAGAGUAUUUACACCGAGGUUGUAGUACAAGGAUUGUUCAUUUUGAUAUAAAACCUCAGAACAUUCUUUUGGAUGAUGACUUCUGCCCCAAAAUCGCUGAUUUCGGCCUUGCUAAAUUAGGCCAAAGGAAAAAUAGUAUCAUGUCGAUGGUGGGUGCGAGAGGGACAAUUGGAUACAUUGCUCCAGAAGUAUUUUCAAGGAAUUUUGGUGGGGUCUCUCAUAAAUCUGAUGUCUACAGUUAUGGAAUGAUGGUUCUUGAAAUGGUUGGUGGAAAAGAGGACACUGGAGCUAGAACAGACCAUUCAAGUGAAGUAUAUUUUCCGGACAACAUUUACGAGCAAUUGGAACACAAUGAGGAUCUUAAUGGUGUUACAUCCGAAGAGGAAAAAGAAACAAGAAGAAAAAUGACUAUAGUGAGUUUGUGGUGCAUUCAGACAAAUCCAGAAAAUCGCCCAUCAAUGACUGUUGUUGUAGAAAUGUUGGAAGGAAGCCUUCAAUCCUUGCAAGUUCCACCUAAACCCAUACUAUCUUCUCCUCCUAGGUUGGAACAAAAUUCUUCUGCAAUAUUACAACAAAGUUCUAGUACAGACUGAAAAAAAGGGGUUUUGAAUUGAAUGGAAGUAUAGUAUCAAUCAUAUAUCUUUAUGGUUUUCCUUUUUGCCUUUUGACAAGGCUCUGGAUUUCCUCAUUGUUCCUCGUGAUUUUAUCCUAUGAGAAACAAUAUCUUUUGAACCGACUCGUCUACCACGCUUCAUGCGUGUCUUAGGUGCAUUUGUUGCCUUGCGACGCUCGCCUUGGUCUUGGGUUGGCAAUCAAAGCGUCGAGCUUAUCUUGAACUGUAGCGAAAGUAGGAUUGUUGCAUUGCUUGGCUUAAUUACCACAGCAAUCUUGUAGUACUCAUUAUUAUUCAAGAAUGUCAAGUGAUUUAUUCCUAGUAUAUUUUCUUGAAGAAAAGUUUAUACUCA
Messenger RNA from Cornus florida, 2850 nucleotides. RefSeq names its product probable receptor-like protein kinase At5g39020. Lineage: Eukaryota; Viridiplantae; Streptophyta; Magnoliopsida; Cornales; Cornaceae. Gene Ontology annotation, biological process: protein phosphorylation. The coding region runs from base 52 to 2478 and encodes 808 amino acids. The transcript is spliced from 3 exons. Gene Ontology annotation, molecular function: protein kinase activity; ATP binding. The record is from RefSeq and is a predicted model, not a curated record.